This is a messenger RNA of Fomitiporia mediterranea MF3/22, 1182 nucleotides long. RefSeq lists its product as uncharacterized. The record is from RefSeq and is a predicted model, not a curated record. NCBI's taxonomy places the organism in Eukaryota, Fungi, Basidiomycota, Agaricomycetes, Hymenochaetales, Hymenochaetaceae. Gene Ontology annotation, cellular component: nucleus; cytoplasm. Gene Ontology annotation, biological process: protein phosphorylation; mitotic DNA damage checkpoint signaling. The coding region runs from base 74 to 1099 and encodes 341 amino acids. Gene Ontology annotation, molecular function: ATP binding; protein serine/threonine kinase activity. The transcript has 6 exons.
GUGGCGAAAAAAAAACAUCAAGAUUGAACAUGACCUUAUCCCUGAUGAAAUUGUAUGGCGAGACCGACAGAAGAUGCUAGAGCGCCAUGGAUAUCUUCUUCGGCCACGAUUUCGACCAGACUGGAUACCUUCUUGGUUGAAUACCAACAAAUCACCACUUCUGUUUGAAGAUUCCUUCUUUAAUCCUAUGCCAAUGAUUAUUGAUGCCAAGCGGAUGUCUGAUGGGACACAGGUUAUCAUUAAGGCGGUCGAACGAAACGCAAAGGAAUCAAAUAUCGGCUUGUACCUUUCAUCUGGUGAUCACGCAAAUGAUUCGGAAAACCACUGUAUCCCCUUUUACGAGAUUGUUAGGGAUGACGAAGCUCCAUCUCUCGAAUUUAUCAUCAUGCCCCUUCUGCGCCCAUUCAAUGAUCCUCCUUUUUUCAGUGUUGAUGAGGUGUUGGACUUUAUGCAGCAGACCCUACAAGGGCUAGGUUUUAUGCACAAACUAGGUGUCGCUCACAGGGAUUGUUCGGAUGAAAAUAUAAUGUUUGAUGCUGCAGAGAUGUACCCAAAGGGCUUUCAUGCAAGUCUCUGGAGUUUCGAUGCAGCGGGAAACGUGGCGCGUCCACUUCGUCGAAGUGACGUUCGUUCGGUCAAAUACUACUUCACGGACUUCGGUCUAUCAUCACGGUUCAAGGAGGGAGAGCCGCGAUUGGUGAGUGGGCGGGAAGGCCUGGACCAAGAUGUACCAGAACUCUCAAGCUUCAAAACGUACGAUCCAUUUGCUGUUGAUAUUUAUAUAUUGGGCAAUGUUUUCAAAAGGCAUUUAACUACGAAGUUUACCAAUAUUCAAUUCCUAACUCCUCUCGUCGAGAGCAUGACUCAACAAGUGCCAGAGAAGCGUCCAUCGUCAGCCGAUGCAUUAAAGCAGUUCAAUGAACUCGUCUCAGACAUCCCUGGAUAUGCACGAAGAUGGGUUCUUAAAGAUGUUGGGGGAGGAAAAUUAACGUCAGUCAUUCAGGAUGCGGGCUCGGUUCGACGCGAAUGCUUUUACAUUCUCAAAUCCCUUCUCGGGUCUCCUCGCCGGUUCUUGUUCUCCACUGCUCGGCCUUCAUGAUUUCCUGUUUAUAUACCUUUGAGAAUGUAGACAAUUAAGUCACUCCUUCUAUCGGAUUAAUUUCUAAGAACCACUGUUCUUGU